Portunus trituberculatus (swimming crab) is the source of this 3187-nucleotide messenger RNA. RefSeq lists its product as uncharacterized. The transcript has 8 exons. NCBI's taxonomy places the organism in Eukaryota, Metazoa, Arthropoda, Malacostraca, Decapoda, Portunidae. The record is from RefSeq and is a predicted model, not a curated record. Gene Ontology annotation, biological process: positive regulation of protein autophosphorylation; positive regulation of cell population proliferation. The coding region runs from base 184 to 1329 and encodes 381 amino acids. Gene Ontology annotation, molecular function: growth factor activity; growth factor receptor binding. Gene Ontology annotation, cellular component: membrane.
AGCACGGGGCAGUGAAGGACGUGCUUAGAAGAGACAAGGGUCAUUCAGUCGGGUGUCGUCACCGUGAGCUGAAGUGUAGCAGCGGCAGCGCGGACUGUCUUAACCCAGAGAUCGCCAGUGAAGCUGAGAGAGAGAGAGAGGCUGGGUUCAUUGCGCUGGCCGAAAACGAGACCCUGGCACAGAAUGCGGGUGGUUGACUGGUGUCCUCUCCCCCUCCUGCUCCUCCUCACCCUGACCCUUCCCACUCUUGUCCUGGCGGAGGUUCAGGAUGACACUAUCGCUCUAAGGACUCUUCACUCGAGGCCCAAGAGACAAGAUUCCUCGAUUCUCUUCCCCGACCCCAAUAGCGACCUUGAUAUGGAUAUGUUUGUGCCUCGACCUCCGUCCCUCAUCCUGCCCAGCCUAGAGGAAGGACCUGGCGCGGUGCUAGAGCUGCCUGAGGACCUCGAUCUCAACACUAUAAACCGGGACGGCCUCUCGCGGGUCAACACCGUCGACAACAUAGCGGCCUUCGCGGAGCUCUUCGGCAUCACUCUCCCUUCCGAGGACAAAGUGGUCGACAGAGGCUUCCAUAUUGUUUCCAGGAUGGGCAACGACGUCUCAGACGUCCUCGAGAUGGCCACGAUGGCCACGUGUAAGCCGGAGGUUCGCACAGUGGAGCUGGACCUUCCUAAGCAGGCCAACACUUUGUUCUAUCCGACCUGCGUGAGGCUAGAGCAGUGUGGCGGCUGCUGCUACGGCCCGCUGCUCACCUGCCGCCCCAAGGUCACUAAGGUGGUCAGGUAUAAGGUGCUCAAGACUGUAGUCAACCGCAGCAGCAACAUCGACACAGCCCGGUCACGCAGUGACAGCCGACGACAACGACGUCGAAGACGCCGCCGUCGCCGAGAGACUGUGCCAAGCUACCACGUGGUGGAGGCCAUCAAGCACGUGCAAUGUGAGUGCGGAUGCAAGGUGCAGGAGCAGGACUGUAAUCCCACCAUACACAACUACCUGCAGAGCGAGUGUGCCUGUGUCUGCAAGAGGAGAGACGAGGAGGCAAAGUGUGAGCAGCAGAGCAGCAUCAAGUACUGGGAGAAAGACUCCUGCGCCUGCUACUGCCGCAAGCCCGUGGAAUGCGGCACCGGCGAGUUCUUCUCCCAAGACUCCUGCAAGUGUGAGCAGCUGGUGGCUCGCGGUGGCUUCCCAGUGGAAACCAUAGAAGGCCACGUAGAGGGAAGACCCUCCCGACGCAGACCAGUUCGAAUCCCACUCCGCCACGAGUCACUCUCCAACAGACCAACGCUUCUCAACAUCCUUCAUUCGCCCCGCCGUGAAAUUUCGUUUUAAUCACAUCCUAUCACUUGCCACGUUCUUUUUCACGCUCAUGUUUCCUUGUCAAGCUUCUCGUUAACCUUCGUAUUUUCGUAUUUCUUUUUUGCGUUUCUUGCCGAUCUUUCUUAUCACGCUCCUUGUCAUAAAUCUUGCCAUUUUCUUCCCUCAGUGUCUAAAACAUUUCACGCCACACCCGUCAUUCUUCACGUCUUUCUAAUGAUAAGUAUUGUCAAACGGUGGAAAGUUUAGAGAGCAAGAUUACUUUUCCCGUUCCUCACAGUGUCUCAAGGCUAGACCAGCAGUUACCACCAGCCCUUCUCACCCCUCACGUCUUACUAUUUGUUGUGGAUUAUGGCAAAUACUGUCUAGAGGUGAAAGUUAAGAGCAAUAUUGAUUUUUUUUUCAUUCCUCAGUGUCUCAAAUUCAGAUAUACAAUUUUCAUUUACUGUCACCAUCUGUCACACUCACACCACGUCUUAUUAAUUGACGGUGGCUAAGGAAACUAUCGUCUGCUGAGAGUUUAGAAGAGAAGGAUUAGUUUACUCGUUAAUCUGAGUCUCUAAAGCCCAGAUCUGCAUUUGCCGUCACAUCCACGCAGGCCAACGUCUUCCAAAUAGUUAUCAGUAUUCAUGGAAAAUAUUACAAGUCGGUAAAAGAAUGAAAAAGCACGAUUGAUUUAUCUCUGAAUUGUCUAGAAGCCCCGGUCAGCCUUUACCACCACCACCCGUCACAUCCACUCUCUCCUAUCAUCUGACUCAAGAGCAAGAAUGAUUUAAUGGAAUCACACACACAAAUGCCCUGAUCACUUUUUUCUCGCCUUCAUGAAAAUAUUAACCCAUUCAGUACUAGAACGCAUUUUUACUAUGAGUUUUGGGUAUGAUCUAACGAUUUUGUUUACAUUAGGGAAAGGUCUAUGGUGGUCAGAAGAUCGAUAGCCAGAGUCUUCACUAUUUCACUCACCACAUAAGUUUCUGAAGCUAUAUAAAACCACCAUAUAGUAAGCAAAAUAAAUAGGAAAACGUGUCAUGGUACUGAAGAGGUUAAAGGAUCAUAACCCCAUAAGAAUCAUUUCAUAUUCUACUUCCAUCUCGUCACCUUUUGUAAUGUCCCUAUGUUAUGUUAAUCCCUAAUGUUACACUCCUAAAUACCUUAAUCAUGUUUCAUCUUUUCAAAAAUAAUAUAUAAGCAUUUCAUCUCACAUGCAUUAUCUUCAGAUUAACACCCUGCUUUCUACCUCUUCAAAACACUUUCAAUUCCUCACCUUCUGCCAUAGCCAUUGAACACUGCUGAGACACCCACAACACUCAGUCUCCACUCCUGACUCACGUGUACACUCCCUCCCUUGGCUCGCCCGGUCGCCUUUCCUUUUGAGCCCUGUCAGAAAGAUUUAGCUUAGGGUCAGGAGGAGCCGUGGUCACAAGUCGAGUACCUUUCCACAAUCUCCACUGUGAUUUGCUUUUUACUAUUAGCUAAAAGUCCUAUGUCCUGUUGAUACAUUCAGACUGUUUUGAAUUGUCUGAUCUUCUGACAGUCUUAAUAAUCCUCUGUGCAAUGAACAAUCUUAUUCAUUUAUCAUUUUAUCUGCUGACAGUAUUAAAGGUUCUCUAAUCUACUGAUACCUGCUGACACUAGAGUCUCCAGACCAGCUGACAAAAAUGACCCUAAUAACUGUUGGAUUUUUCAGCUCCUCAGGUGACUCAAAGACUGAGGAAGAUAGCUAAACGUGUGACACGUUAACUAACUUGUGACCUUCACUGUACACACCACAAUGCUGUUUUCCUACAUUACUCUUGAUAAUUUGUUAUGAUGUACUUAAGUCUGUAUUUAUUUGUAUUGUUUGUAGUAUUGAGCAACUAAAAAUACGAGAAUAACA